Heterocephalus glaber (naked mole-rat) is the source of this 2922-nucleotide messenger RNA. It is a transcript of the gene Fam185a, whose product is annotated as family with sequence similarity 185 member A. NCBI's taxonomy places the organism in Eukaryota, Metazoa, Chordata, Mammalia, Rodentia, Bathyergidae. The record is from RefSeq and is a predicted model, not a curated record.
AGAGCUUUCAAUUCCAAAUUGCCCCGGCGGCUUGUGCUGCUCAGGUGUUGGUCGCCUCAUCGAGUGAAUGGACUUGCUGUUGCUUUAGCAAACCCUCGCCGACGUCUCCUUUUGGACUUUUGACAGCUCGGUGGUCAGUCGAUUGUCGUGACAAGCGAUCUGCGGCUCAGUGCCCCACGGGCGUAAGCGGCGCGCCAUGUUCGCCCCCUGCACGGGCCGGGGUCUCGGCCGCCUCCGGCUGGGUCAGCUCCAAGUGGGACCUGGUGCUGGGCGCUGGGCGCUGGGCGCUGUCCGGACUAGGCCGUCCGGCUCCGACGGGGGCGAGCGGCGGCCGGGAUCCGAGCCCCAGGUGCCUCCGCCGGGGUCCGCCCGUCGCGCCGCGAAGGAGUGGACGCUGCGGGUGAGCCCCUUCGGACGGCUGCGGGUCCGGCUUCCGUGCCACGUGGCCGUGAGGGGCCUGGACCCCUUGUCCUAUCCCGACGGUGACCGUGUGCUGGUCGUGGCUUGCGACACGGAGGGGGGGCUCCGGGGCUUGGACGGCCUGCAGGUGACAUACGACGCGGCGUCGCGCGAGACAGCCGUCAAGGCCGACAGCCUGGACCCCCACGCCUCGGUGGAGGUGGACGCGCCCCUGAAGUUUGAUUUGAACAUCAAGUUGUCAGGGUCUAGCUGUGUUAAAGUCCAAAAUAUGGAGUGUGAUGAUUGCAAAAUUGAAAUUGAGCAGGGCACCAGUCUCUUACAGUCUGUUAAGAGCCAAAAAUUGCAUGUUCAAACCAAAGGAGGCAAAGUGAUCUGUAUGGGAACAGUUUAUGGAAAUACAGAUAUUCACACAUCAAAUAAAAGCUCUGUAACCAUAGAUAAACUUCAGGGAAGUUGUGUUAAUAUAUCUACUGAAGAUGGUUUGCUGAAAGCCAAGUAUCUGUACACAGAAUCAUCAUUUCUGUCUUCUGCUGCUGGGGAUAUUGCAUUAGGAAGCAUUCAUGGUGAUAUAAUAUUACAAAGUAAGAUGGGUAACAUCACAGUAGAUUCGUCUGCAGGGUGUCUAAAAGUCUCAACUCAUGAGGGUGCCAUAGAUGUUUAUGUCAACCAGCUGGGGAAAGUGGAGUUGAAAUCUCACAAAGGCUCUGUUACAGUCAAAGUGCCAUCUUCUCUUCAAGCAUACUUACAGUUGUCAGGGAAGGAGGUUGAUGUGAGCCCGGAAGUCCACAUUCAGGAAAUGGCUAGAGUUCAUAAAUGUGCUGGUGUGACAGUUACUGGAUUCAUGAAUCAAACAAGGGAACAGGAAAACUGGAUUCGUGCUGCUGCCCCAGAAGGAGCUGUAAGUUUUAGAAGCCAAACCUGGUUUCAGUCCCUCAAACAGCAGAACUAAGAAGAGUUUAAGUUAUGUUUAUGCUUUUUAACAGUGAUUAGCAGAUGCGUGACAACAAAAAUGCAAAUAGCAUCACUGGUGUGCAUAAAUGUUGAAAACAACAUUGGGCAUGAAUACAGGUGAACUAUUUGAGGGGGGCUUUUUAAAAAUUUGAACUUAGCUAUUGUAUUUAUUUCCUGUUGUUCUGUAACGAAAUACAGUAGUUCUCCCUUACUCUUGGGGGGAUGUGCUCCAAGACUCCAACGGAUGCCUGAAGCCACAGACAGUCCAGAACCCCGUAUAUACCAUGUUCUCCCUAUAAAUACAAGGACAAAUUUAAUGUCUUUCCAUCUCAGUUAACACUGGGGCGCUUUUGCAGAUUGAGAUGUAGUGGGAAAACCAGUACACAUUUCUUCUUCCUUCACAGUUGCACAGAUAAAGGAUUCAUUCUCACCAUAGAUGGUAGCAACCUCAGCAGCUAGUUCUUUCUCUUUCUGUAUUGAGAGAGAACUUUCACCUUGUCACAUCAGAGAAGUGCUUUCUGGGGCCCUUAUUAAGAUGAUGUUAUUUGCGUCCAAACCCUGUGGUGACACUGGGCCAGGAUGUACACCACCUGGACUUGCUGGACCCAGGGAUGCUAUGCGUGCUUUGUGGGGUGGUACAAGGUUACACUUUGAAACUCAGAUUAUUUAUUUCUGUAUGAAAGAUCAGCUGCAGGUAAUUGAUACCAUGGAAGGGAAAACCUUGGCUAAGGGAGGGCACCUGUAUCACAGAUUUAGUGGUGCACCUUGGGCAGGUUAAGAGCCCCCAGGACUGGAUUCUCUGUUCCCAGUAUCACAAGGCUGGAGUCUAGACCUGGCCAGGUGGAGUUCUCAUCUGGAGGCUCUUGGGAGAAAUCUGCUCCCAAAUUCAUUCAGAUUUAUAGGCAAAAUCCAGUUCAUUAGGACUGUGUGAUGGAAAUACCCAUGGCUUGCAAUCACUCUGAGCCUCUAGAGAACACCUGAAUCCCUUCCCAUGUGCUCCCCCUGUCUUCAGUCCAGCAGUGAUAACUGAGUCCUUCUUGUGUUUGAGUAUCUGACUUCUUCAAGAGCUGGCCAAAUCUCUGCUUUUAAAGCACUCACUUGAUUAGGCUGGACCCAUCCCUAUGCUGUAUGUAAGGUGACCUGCACAGCUGCUGCUCCCCCAGGGGAAGCCAGAGAGCUUGGAAUUCUUAUGUUGUAGCCCUCAUGUGACAGACUGUCUACCUACUACCUCUUAUGGCAACAUUGUAAAUGUAAGUUUUGAAUAAAACACUUAAAAAUAUGAAGCAGUUGCUACUGACUGUUAAUAUCUUUUACAUAAUUUAAGAUGUACCUUGUUCGGGGGAAGAAACUUGCAGUUGUUAAAUUCCCAGAUGUAUAAAGAUAGAUUUUCACUUUUAUAAUGGUGUACUGUAAAAGUUAUAUUUUAAACUUUUUCUACUCCUGGAACAUUUUAAUUAUAUAACACUGAACAGACCUAUUUACUGAAUUAUAUAUUUUUGAUUAGGAUGUCAGUUCUUAAACACUAAUUUUUAAUAAACUUUUCCAAAUGGU